Lathyrus oleraceus (garden pea) is the source of this 2191-nucleotide messenger RNA. RefSeq lists its product as uncharacterized. The transcript is spliced from 8 exons. Gene Ontology annotation, biological process: DNA integration. NCBI's taxonomy places the organism in Eukaryota, Viridiplantae, Streptophyta, Magnoliopsida, Fabales, Fabaceae. Gene Ontology annotation, molecular function: nucleic acid binding. The coding region runs from base 47 to 2191 and encodes 714 amino acids. The record is from RefSeq and is a predicted model, not a curated record.
UGAGGUUUACUGUGAUGCUUCAUUGUUGGGUUUGGGUGGUGUUUUGAUGCAGAAUAAGCAGGUUGUAGCUUAUGCUUCGAGACAACUGAAGGUUCAUGAGAGGAACUAUCCGACACACGAUUUAGAGUUGGCAGCUGUGGUAUUUGUUCUAAAGUUAUGGAGGCAUUACUUGUACGGGUCAAGAUUUGAGGUUUUCAGUGACCAUAAAAGUUUAAAGUAUUUGUUUGAUCAGAAAGAGCUGAAUAUGAGACAGAGGAGAUGGUUAGAGUUUCUGAAGGAUUAUGACUUUGGUUUGAAUUACCAUCCGGGUAAAGCAAACGUAGUGGCUGAUGCAUUGAGUCGGAAAUCAUUGCAUAUGUCUAUGUUAAUGGUUAAGGAAUUGGAUUUAAUUGAGCAGUUUAGAGACUUGAGUUUGGUGUGUGAGAGUACUCACAAUAGUGUUAAAUUGGGAAUGUUGAAAGAGGGUCAGAAAUCCGAUGUGCUUUUGGUUGAUAAGUUGACUCUAGUGAAUCAAGGUCAAGGUAGUGAAUUCAGCGUUGAUGAGAAUGGUGUUUUGAAAUUUGGUAAUCGGGUGUGUAUUCCGGAUGUUACCGAACUUAAGAAGAGUAUUUUGGAGGAAGGACAUCGUAGUGGCCUGAGUAUUCAUCCUGGAGCUACGAAGAUGUAUCAUGAUUUGAAAAAGUUAUUUUGGUGGCCGGGAAUGAAAAGAGAAAUUGCGAGUUUUGUUUAUUCUUGUUUGACUUGUCAGAAGUCAAAGAUUGAGCAUCAGAAGCCGUCUGGGCUAAUGCAACCGUUGGCUAUUCCAGAGUGGAAGUGGGAUAGUAUCAAUAUGGAUUUUGUUUCUGGUUUACCGAGGACAAUUAAGAAUUUUGAAGCUAUUUGGGUGAUUGUUGACAGAUUGACAAAAUCGGCUCAUUUCAUUCCGAUCAGAAUGGAUUAUCCGUUAGAGAGAUUAGCUGAGUUGUAUAUUGAGAAAAUUGUAAGUUUGCAUGGUAUUCCGUCGAGUAUUAUUUCGGACAGAGAUCCUAGAUUUACAUCGAAGUUCUGGGAAGGUUUGCAGAGGGCUUUGGGAACUAAGCUGAGAUUGAGUUCUGCAUAUGAUGGUUGUAAAAAAGUGAGGCAGCCCCAAAGGAGGCUUAAUCCUUUGAUUCUCGAUGUUGUGAAGAAAGAGGUAACCAAACUCUUGCAAGCAGGUUACUUUCAUAUUCAUAUUGCACUAGAAGAUCAAGAAAAAACCAUUUUUACGUGUCCAUUCGGUACAUUUGCUUACAGGAGGAUGCCUUUUGGUCUUUGUAAUGCUCCUGAGAGAUGCAUCGAAACUGACCUUGUUUUAAAUCAUGAAAAAUGCCAUUUUAUGGUCGAACAUGGAAUUGUCAUGGGUCACAUAAUUUCUAAAAAGGGAAUUUCAGUAGACCCUGCUAAGGUUGAUGUUAUUUCUACACUUCCUUACCCAUCUUGCAUUCGCGAGAUUCGUUCUUUUCUUGGUCAUGCAGGUUCCAAGGUUGUUGUUUUUACUGACCAUAAAACUUUAAAAUACUUGUUAAAGAAUCCAGAAGCAAAACCGAGAUUGAUUUGGAUAGAGAGGGAUGAAGAUCCUUUUCCCAUUCAGGAUGACUUUCCUGAUGAGCAACUUUUACUUUUGCAUGGGGUUACUCCUUGGUUUGCUGAUAUUGUUAAUUAUCUUGUUGCUGGUGUUUUUCCUGCAGAUGCAUCUAGGACACAAAUUCACAAACUCAAGAGUGACGCCAAAUAUUAUGUUUGGGAUGAUCCGUAUCUUUGGAAGUUUGGUAGUGAUCAGAUGCAACAAGCAGGUAUUGAAAGAAAACUCCAAUUACAACAACUUGAAGAACUUAGACUAGAGGCUUAUGAGAGCUCUAGGAUUUAUAAAGAGAAAACUAAGCACUUCAGUGAUAAGAUGAUUUCUAGGAAGGAAUUCUCUAUGGGCCAACAGGUUUUACUGUUUAACUCCGGCCUUAAGCUUAUGGUUAGGAAACUUCGAUCCAAGUGGAUUGGCCCUUUUGUUGUUACUAAUAUUUUCCCUCAUGGUGCAGUAGAAAUAAAAAGUGCAGGUACUGAUAAAACCUUUAAGGUCAACGGGCAGCGCCUGAAGAUAUUCCAUGAAAGUGCGGUGCCUGAAGAUGCACUCUUAGAAGAGCUUUCUUUGGAAAAGCCCACCUACCCUGCAACUUGA